Molecule: messenger RNA, 1686 nt
Organism: Naegleria lovaniensis
Lineage: Eukaryota; Heterolobosea; Eutetramitea; Acrasida; Naegleriidae
Exons: 4
Coding region: 1-1686 (561 amino acids)
Source: RefSeq, a predicted model, not a curated record
AUGCAACGAUUGAAAAGAACUCAAUGCGAUCAUUCAGAGCAGAAACCAAUGCAUGCAAAUCAUGGAGUGGUGGAAGAACGGAUAAAAAUCUCAAAAUGUCAUAAAAGAAACCGAUUGUUGAAAAAUUUAUUUUAUAGAUCUAUUGAUUGUAAAUUCAUGGGAGGAGCUGCGAGAAGAGAAAAUCCAUAUACGGUUGGAAAGAAGGUGGAUUUGAUUCCGAUCACUAGUAUUGAAGAUGAGAAAAAAUUAUUGAAAAGAUGUGCUUCACUGGGAUUUACUAGAAAUGGUCAUCAUUUAAUUGCAUAUACUUUAGAAGAUGACAUUGCUCAAGACUCUACCAACGCUUCAUUUGAACAUCAGAUGUUAGAUAGCACUAAAAAACGUUUAUUCCUUGUGUUUUUCCAAUUUGACGUGCACAAACGAUUAAAAUUGGACGUCAUGUUUCAAUUAGUGACCAACAAUGUAACAGAAAUAUUAUUUAAAAAGAAUAGACACGUCCUUCCACAAGAAAUGCAAAAUCAUGGUACCAACAAUGCUACAAAUACAAAUUUCCCUACAGUUGACUCCAAUGGUCAAUUACUAUCAAAUCCAGACUACAAAACAAUUGUAAAGAAUAAGAACAUUUCUCUCGAUGAUUACAUUCCCAAAUUUAUGGUGAACGACAUUCAUUUCCAUGUGACUGAAUCCAUUGAGGAAGAUGUGUUUUUUGUUUACCAAUAUUGCACAACUGUAGCUGAGAAAAUUUUUCUGCUUUCAAUAUUUCCUAACAUUCUUAAUAUUUCAGAAGGAAACAUUUAUUCUGUCACUAUUAGGUAUAGCUCUUCGACAGAUAUCAAUACUAGCAUUUUUAAUCCAAUGUUUCAUGUGGUGAAUUAUUGGACAGAAGACGAAGAUGGAAGCGUUAACAUGUUAUCAUCACAACAUCAUGACGCUACUAGGCAUUAUUAUUCAUUCUGUACAAGUCAUAGCAAAUUUUCCACAAACAAACAACAAUCGUACUUGAUUGCACUGCCAACCUCGAAUACCAUAGAGUUAUUUCUGCUGAAACCCACCGCCAUCCAUUCUAAAUUCCAAGUGCACGAUCCAUUCGAGAGAGACAUUCUUGAAGAUCAUCAAGAUUCAUGCAUCCACAAAGGACUAAGUGACAAUGUCUCCUUUGAAUAUGUUCCAUUACUUAAAAGGAGUGACUUGUUGCAAACAAGUUUCACACACGCUAGCCAGUUUUAUCAUUUUCAUGUGGAGGAGUUUCUCAUGUCAACCUUAGAGAAAGGCGAGAAAAUUACGGAUUAUGGUUUCAAAAUUAUCAAAUGCCAAGAUUCAACAAAUUGUCUUUUCUUUGUGGUAGUGGUUGAUGUGAUCUCCAUCACUCAAGAUUAUGCAGAGAGACGAGUGGUUUAUCAUUGCUGUAUUAAAUUUACCAAUCAAUCUGAACGCUGCAUUCCAACCUUAAAGAUCAUUCACCAACAAUCGACUCUAAUAGAUCCCAAAUUUUCAACCUUUCAAUUCGCACAAACUCUUUGUGUCAUGUAUUUGAAAAUGGAGCCACUAAGACAAACCAAUUUUCAAACUCAUACCAAUGAAAAUCUUUUUACCACAGGACAAUCCUCGAAAGCAAUUCCACAUCCAUUGUUACCUCUUUGCAUUGUCAACAAUAAUCCUAAAUACACAUCUCCACAACACCGUUGA